This is a messenger RNA of Magnolia sinica, 2775 nucleotides long. RefSeq names its product two-component response regulator ORR24-like. Gene Ontology annotation, molecular function: DNA binding; DNA-binding transcription factor activity. Bases 420 to 2414 code for a protein of 664 amino acids. NCBI's taxonomy places the organism in Eukaryota, Viridiplantae, Streptophyta, Magnoliopsida, Magnoliales, Magnoliaceae. Gene Ontology annotation, cellular component: nucleus. Gene Ontology annotation, biological process: phosphorelay signal transduction system; regulation of DNA-templated transcription; cytokinin-activated signaling pathway. The transcript is spliced from 7 exons. The record is from RefSeq and is a predicted model, not a curated record.
GAAAAAGAAAAGAAAGCUUCUUCUCUUUAUAGCCAUCUCAUGCAUAGCUCCCUAGAUAGCAGCUUUCCUCAAAAUUCUGAAAAUUUCCUCUCCUUUUUCUAAUCCGCAGGACAGCUUCUCUCUCUUGAAUUGGGUCUCUGUCACUCUCUUGAAUUGGGUCUCUUUCAUUUCUCUAUCAGACAUUCCUUUCAAGCUUUUUACUCUCUCUGUAUUCUUUACUUGAUUCCUCUCUGUUCUCUCUCUCUUUGGAUCUUUUUGGGCUUUGUUGGGUUCUUUUCCUUGAACUGUUUCUGGGUUUUAAAGAGAAGAAGAAGAAUUUUGGUUUUUUGUUGUUUUGUUUUUGGUUUUGAAAGAGUUUCAGUAGAUAGUUUUGAGGAUUUGGGAUAUUGGUAUUUGGGGUGUGAAGGGUCUAGUUCAAGAUGACAGUGGAAGAUCGGUUUCCGGUUGGUAUGCGUGUUCUUGCUGUGGAUGAUGAUCCAACUUGCUUGAAAGUGUUGGAGAAUCUUUUACGCCAUUGCGACUAUCACGUUACUACAACGGGUCAAGCUAUCACUGCACUCAAACUGUUGAGGGAGAACAAGAAUAAAUUCGACCUGGUUAUCAGUGACGUCCACAUGCCAGACAUGGAUGGUUUUAAGCUUUUGGAGCUUGUAGGCCUCGAAAUGGACCUGCCUGUUAUAAUGUUAUCCGCAAAUAGUGACCACAAAGCUGUGAUGAAGGGGAUAACGCAUGGUGCUUGCGACUAUUUGCUGAAGCCAGUCCGGAUUGAGGAGCUCAAGAACAUUUGGCAACAUGUAAUCCGGAGGAGGAAGAUUGAUUGCCGAGAUCAGAACAAUGCAGGGUAUGGAGAUGAUGGCGAGAAGCCACGUAAUGGAGUGGGUGAAGGUGCGCAAGAUUCUGUUGUGAACGGAAAACAUAGCAAGAAACGCAAGGAUCAAAUUGAAGAGGAUGACGAUGAUUGUGAGGAAAAUGGGCAUGGGAAUGAAGAUUCGUCGACCCAGAAAAAGCCAAGGGUUGUUUGGUCUGUGGAGCUGCACCGCAAAUUUGUUGCUGCUGUUAAUCAGUUAGGCAUUGACAAGGCUGUGCCUAAGAGGAUUCUUGAUCUUAUGAACGUCGAAAAGCUUACCAGAGAAAAUGUAGCCAGCCAUCUUCAGAAAUAUAGGCUCUAUCUGAAAAGGAUCAGUAGCAUGGCAAACCAGCAGGUGAAUAUUGCUGCUGCCUUUGGAGGCAAAGAUGUCUCUUAUUUGCAUGUGGGUUCUUUGGAUGCGCUUGGAGAUUUUCAUGCCUUGUCUGGAUCAAGGCAGCUUGCAAAACCUGCUUUUUCAUCUCCCCAAAGUGGUGGGGUGAUUACACGAUUAAACAGCCCAACUGGUUUCAGCUUGAGUGGGCUUCAUUCAUCGGGCAUGAUUCAACUCGGCCAUCCACAGAACUCAUAUAGUUCUGUCAAUGAUUACGGGAAGUUGCAGUUGGCUGCCCUUCUUGGAAACCCACAUAGGAAUUUACUUCCGAGGAUGCCGCCUUCUUCGGAUCUCGAUCAACUGCGACAAAACAAGCCUGUCUCUGGCACUGGAGAGUUAUCUCCUUCCUUCAAUGAUUCGACAGCCUUUUCUGUUGUCCCACACCAGCCAACUAUUAUUGGUGGUUCUACUGAUGGUGGGGUAGGCAGCGGAAGCCGUAGCACAUCAUAUCUCACUGUUGCGGACAGCCCCUUGUUUUUGCAAGGGCAUCAGCAACGGACAGUAUGUGAGGGAUCGGGCCAACAAUCUUCCGUUGGAAUGGCAACGCUGGACACAGAGCCUUUUGAUAAUGGUGUUGGGGUUUUGUCCCACCUGCCCGAUCAUGGUAGAUGUAAUAACACCUGGCAAAGUACUGCUCCAUUGACCAGAUAUUCAACAGACCCAUUGCCCGUUGGUGGCCCGUUAAAUUACGAUGAUCUGUCUUCAGGAGAUUCACGGUGCCAAGCUAGCUCAGUUAACAUGCUGGAUGUGUUGGGAGACAUCAAUGGGAACUCAAAGUUCUCAAAUUUUGGAAGCAUGGCCAAUACCAGUGGGCAGAAUAUGAACAUGAACUAUGCUCCAAAGAAGUUGGAAGACCAUAGAUUGGGUUAUGCUCAAAACCCAAAUGUCAUGUUCAAUUCUCCUCCGAACUCUUUGUUGCCUAACCAUGGUAUUGUCAGCAUGGUAAACCAGAACGUCAAUCAAAGCAAUGCUGUCUGUAAUAGAAAGGUGGACAUGACUUCGGGAGGCCAGUCGAUUUCUGGUGCUCCAUUUCACAAACAGCAAUCUGAGGUUGAGAAGUCAGUUAACAACCCGAUGAAAUUGAAGGAAGAUUACCUUGUGGUGCAUGCUAAGUCGCAGGGAGGUUCCAACCCUAGUUACUGCAGUUCCUUUGACGAUCUGAUCUCGCAAUGGUAAAAUUGGAGUGAGAGAAAGUUGCGUUGAUGGAUGGAGACAUUGGAUUCAACAUUUAUGUAUCUGAUGAGAACAUGUAUGUGAAAUUUCCAUUUCUAGCGGCAUAAACUCCUUAGAGGAGUUUUAUCGUGUAUUUUCUCUAGGAAUUGAUAUCAAAACCCACCUUGAUUGAUUGGCUUCCACCCAUUUUCCGAUUUGAAGAUCGCCACAGUAUUUUUCGUACAAUUUUGAUUCCCAAAACGGUAAAAUGGUUGUAAGGGAAUCAAUCAGGGUCUGUGUAAAAUAGUGGGUUUCUUUUCAUGAUCUAUUUGCAUCUUUGCAUGCCAAAUCCUAAUCCUCGGUGCCUAUCGCUCCAUUUCUUUUA